AUGCUAUUGGACUCAAAUGUCGAAAUCUGUGAGGAGAAUGUUCCUAGGCUGUGCGAGGAAGUCAGGAAAAUACAAGUUAGUCAUCGACUUAUUGAGCAAAUAAAUGCGGAAAUUGAGGGGCUUUUGGAACGAGUCCUCGUUGCACUACCAUCUGACAGUUCUGAUCCAGGGUGCUUUGCAACUGUUAAAUAUGCAUCGUUUGCGGAAUCUUCUUCACCAUGGAGGUUACUAUUUAUGCAGAUGUUGAUAACUUUGCCUGGUGAAUCGAUUCUUGCAAUUCUGCGAAAUCAGCUUCUCUCACCUAAUUUGGUGAGCGGCGGUGGUUUUAAUUUGGGACUUUUUUUGUCUCUUAUCUCAACAAUUGUCGUUUGUUGUAAAAGGGGGACAUCACAUAUCACCAAUUUUCUUCAUUAUAUCCUCUUGAGUAUCUUCUCUUCAAUACCAGCCCAAAGUUCUGAGGAUUCUUCUAGUCAACCCCCAGAUUUAGCAGCUCUUUUAGAUGACUCGAUCAGUUCGUUGGUUUCCCAAUCUCAAAAUGCUGCUAUCAGUUGUGCUGACCCAGUGGAGCUGAAAUUCAUCCAAUUCUACCAUGUCCUGAUCAUUGUUCGACAGAUUUGCGUUGAAGAUACUCGAUUGACGGCCUUUUCUUAUGGGCAGUGGUGGCGUGAAAACUUUUCCACAUCUCCUGUUCUUCAGAAGGAGGGAUCUAGUAAUGGAGGUGUUCUAGCUACUCGGCGAAGUCUGGAAUUGCUUUCCAUUCUACUAACGCGACUUCUGCCCUUUGAGAGAAAUCCCGUCCACUUGUCUACACAACUUGCGUCCCCUACGCCUUUCUGGGCGAUAAUGAAGGAGAAAGAUAAGAGUGAAGAGGAGUGCUGUCGUGUUUGGAAUGUUUACAUCGAUGUUGCGAGAGGUCGUUUGGCUGAACUCAGGAUGAAUCGAGGUAACGAAACACCAGGACCACCUGUGAAUUCUAUUGGUUGGCCUUCUGAGGUUGAAACUCUAGUGAACGAAUUUAUGAAAAUGAGCAGUAAUACUGUUGACCCAAAAAUGAAUAAACUACCCUCCACCUUAAUUGAAAUGCAUCUUUUUCGAAAAGCCUUCUUAAGAGAUACUGUGCUACCCUUGCUGCGAAAUCCUCCUUUAUGUAUUCCAGAGGAGAAGCGGACGGCCUGCGGAGUUAUACUUAAGACCGUUGAAACGCGUCUACUACUUAAGUGCGCUGAUGCUAGUUCAGAUCGACCUCAUCGAUCACCAAAGAAAAACGUUAGGGGCAAGAGAAUACGUCCUAGAAAGUGA
Rodentolepis nana is the source of this 1299-nucleotide messenger RNA. Lineage: Eukaryota; Metazoa; Platyhelminthes; Cestoda; Cyclophyllidea; Hymenolepididae. The record is from the annotation of a GenBank genome assembly.